GUGACCAUGGGGGGUGGGGCAGCUAACGGAUGUGGCAUGGGGCGGGGGACCAGGCCGGAGGCGGGCUGCCGGGAGGGGGGAUUCCCUCGUGCCCCAAGGGCGAAUAUCAGGUCGGAGGAAGGGGCUGAGGGGAUUCCCUCUCGCACCCGGUCCGACUCUUCGCUCCCCAAGCCGCGGAGGGCCAGCCUCUUCCUUGGCGCCCUCCAGGCCUGUUGGAGGUGAGGGAGGUGGGGUGAGGUGGUGCCCGCCCUCCCCCUCCGGCUCCUCCUUUCCCCCAGUCCUCCCCUCCCACCACCCUCCCCCCCAACCGGUCCGUCCCUCCCCUCCCUCCCUCCCGCCCUCCCCCCCGCCGCCUCCUCCUCCUGCCGCUGCCGCUGCUUUGGCUGCUGCGUCAUACGCCCCAGAGCCGCCGGGACGGAGGGGCUGGGCCUGGGGACCCCCCGGCCUCCGCCUGCACGCCCCCCCACGCCCGGACGUGCCCUCUCCGCGCGGGGGACUCGCCUAGGUCUCCUACGUCUGCCCCUGCCCGGCUCCCGGCGGCCCCAGCUGUCACCGGCCCCCCCAGGAUGCAAUGGCGCAGCCCCCCCGGCUGAGCCGCUCUGCUGCCUCCUCACUUUGGGACCCAGCUUCUCCUGCUCCCACCUCUGGCCCCAGGCCUCGGCUUUGGGAGGGUCAAGAUGUGCUGGCCAGAUGGACUGAUGGGCUGCUAUACUUGGGUACCAUCAAAAAGGUGGACAGUGCUAGGGAGGUGUGUCUGGUCCAGUUUGAGGAUGAUUCACAGUUUCUGGUUCUGUGGAAAGACAUUAGCCCUGCUGCCCUCCCUGGAGAGGAACUCCUCUGUUGUGUCUGUCGCUCUGAGACUGUGGUCCCUGGGAACCGGCUGGUCAGCUGUGAGAAGUGUCGCCAUGCUUAUCACCAGGACUGCCAUGUUCCCAGGGCUCCAGCCCCUGGAGAGGGAGAGGGCACAUCCUGGGUAUGCCGCCAGUGUGUCUUUGCAAUCGCCACCAAGAGGGGAGGUGCCCUGAAGAAGGGCCCCUAUGCCCGGGCCAUGCUGGGUAUGAAGCUGUCUCUGCCAUAUGGACUGAAGGGGCUGGACUGGGAUGCUGGACAUCUGAGCAACCGACAGCAGAGUUACUGUUACUGUGGUGGCCCUGGGGAGUGGAACCUGAAAAUGCUGCAGUGCCGGAGCUGCCUGCAGUGGUUCCAUGAGGCCUGCACCCAGUGUCUGAGCAAGCCCCUCCUCUAUGGGGACAGGUUCUACGAAUUUGAAUGCUGUGUGUGUCGCGGGGGCCCUGAGAAAGUCCGGAGACUACAGCUUCGCUGGGUGGAUGUGGCCCAUCUUGUCCUGUAUCACCUCAGCGUUUGCUGUAAGAAGAAAUACUUUGAUUUUGAUCGUGAGAUCCUCCCCUUCACUUCUGAGAAUUGGGACAGUUUGCUCCUGGGGGAGCUUUCAGACACCCCCAAAGGAGAACGUUCUUCCAAGCUCCUCUCUGCUCUCAACAGCCACAAGGACCGUUUCAUUUCAGGGAGAGAGAUUAAGAAGAGGAAAUGUUUGUUUGGUCUCCAUGCUCGGAUGCCUCCCCCUGUGGAGCCCCCUACUGGAGAUGGAGCACUCACCAGCUUCCCUUCAGGGCAGGGCCCUGGGGGAGGGGUCUCACGUCCCCUGGGGAAGCGCCGGAGGCCGGAGCCAGAGCCCCUGAGGAGGAGGCAGAAGGGGAAAGUGGAGGAGCUGGGGCCACCCUCAGCAGUGCGCAAUCAGCCCGAGCCCCGGGAGCAGAGGGAGCGGGCUCAUCUGCAGAGGGCACUGCAGGCCUCAGUGUCUCCACCAUCCCCCAGCCCUAACCAGAGUUACCAGGGCAGCAGCGGCUACAACUUCCGGCCCACAGAUGCCCGCUGCCUGCCCAGCAGCCCCAUCCGGAUGUUUGCUUCCUUCCACCCUUCUGCCAGCACCGCAGGGACCUCUGGGGACGGUGAACCCCCAGACAGGUCACCCCUGGAACUUCACAUUGGUUUCCCCACAGACAUCCCUAAAAGUGCCCCCCACUCGAUGACUGCCUCAUCUUCCUCAGUCUCAUCCCCAUCCCCAGGUCUUCCUAGACGCUCAGCACCCCCUUCUCCCCUGUGCCGUAGUUUGUCUCCUGGGACUGGGGGAGGAGUCCGAGGUGGGGUUGGUUACCUGUCCCGAGGGGACCCUGUCCGGGUCCUUGCUCGGAGAGUACGGCCUGAUGGCUCUGUGCAGUACUUGGUUGAGUGGGGAGGAGGGGGCAUCUUCUGAACAUCCUGCCUCUGCCCAGCUCCCCAUUCACACACACCGGCACUUUCAUACCCUGACCUCUGACCUCACCUACAGCUGGGAUGUACCUGGAGAGAUAGGGGGUAGUUCUCCCUACUGCCCAGGCUGGAAUCCAAGAGUGGGGGGUGGGGAAGAGACACUCUUCUCUACCCUCCUUCAUGAUUCCUGACCCCUCCCAUCCUUCCCAUUUCCUUUGAUGUUAUUUUGUUACAGCUUUUUAAAUAUUUUUUAAAAUUAUUUAACCCCUGGGGGCAGAGACUGAGGAGGGAGGAUGAUAAGGGAUCCCGGACUCUGUAUGAUUGAAAUAAAGAGAAAUAAACAAA
This is a messenger RNA of Pongo pygmaeus (Bornean orangutan), 2616 nucleotides long. RefSeq names its product PHD finger protein 1 (gene PHF1). Gene Ontology annotation, molecular function: DNA binding; chromatin binding. Gene Ontology annotation, biological process: negative regulation of gene expression, epigenetic. Lineage: Eukaryota; Metazoa; Chordata; Mammalia; Primates; Hominidae. The transcript is spliced from 15 exons. Gene Ontology annotation, cellular component: nucleus. The record is from RefSeq and is a predicted model, not a curated record. The coding region runs from base 572 to 2275 and encodes 567 amino acids.